Messenger RNA from Bactrocera oleae (olive fruit fly), 5249 nucleotides. RefSeq names its product RND transporter family member dispatched (gene disp). NCBI's taxonomy places the organism in Eukaryota, Metazoa, Arthropoda, Insecta, Diptera, Tephritidae. Gene Ontology annotation, molecular function: transmembrane transporter activity. Gene Ontology annotation, cellular component: membrane. The record is from RefSeq and is a predicted model, not a curated record. Gene Ontology annotation, biological process: smoothened signaling pathway.
AAGCAUUAUUUGUUUAGUGAAUACCUGUAGUCGUUUUGUUUUUUGUUGUUCUUUCAUAGAAAUUUGCAAAUGUUAAUACCACAGUAGAGAUUAAUAUACAUCUAAAUGUAUGAAAAAGUGUUUGAGAUAUCAGCAAAAUUAAGUGUGAGGAUAAAAUAUGAGUUGAAUAAAUACGGAGAAGUAAUUUUUUAAAAAGGCCAGCAAUUUUAAUGGCAUUAUGAAAUUACUGAGUUAAAUACACAAAGGAUAUAUGUGCAUUACAAGGAAUAUAUAUAUUAGAAAAGUUACUCAAUUUAGAAUUUCAUUACGGCCUUACCUAUGCAUUGGUAUUACAAUUUUUUGGUGCGACGGCCUUAUCUAAUGGUUCUGGCCGUGGCCGUUUUAUGUACAGCUUGCAUCACUGUAUCCGUGACCAUGAAUUCGGUACCAGAUUUUAGUGAUCCCACGUUGGGCUUUGAAACACGAGGCACGCCGUUAGGAAAACGUCUGAGCGCUUGGAAUAAUCUUAUACAGGAGACUGGACCCUCUGGUAGUCUAGUAACAGACCCAAAUGAUUUGCUCUUUUACAAUAAUAAUAACUAUCAUCAUUUAAAAAAUAUGCGAAAACAUCAACGUCACAAUCGAACUCACAAACGUAAAAAUCGAAAAAAGCCCAAAAACCCAAAACACCAUAAGAAAGAAUUACACAUGAGUAAGAAGAUAAUUUCGUUGCAAAAUCGGUUUAAUAUUACAGUCCGUAAAAGCAAUGAGACCGAUCUUUUACCAACUCAAUGGAAUGGUGAUAGUGGAGUGUUUCGGGAUUAUGAGAUUACAAAUGAUUCAUUGUCAAGCUUGGAACAAGUAAAUCGAAGUGAACAUUUUGAAUAUGGUCGUAAUACCACAUCUAUUGAUGAAGACUACCACCGAGAAAAGGUGCAGUCUAAAAAGAGUACGUGGAACAUUAUUAAACAAGCUCGAUUUCCGCCAAACGGAAAUGCUGGGCCUCAUGUGGAAGGGUAUUUUUGUGACUCACCCUCCAAGGAUUACUCCCACUUUGUAGUUGAGCGUAUAGGUCCUAAUGAUACGGAUUCACUUUUCGACCUUAAUAGUUUGCUAGCCAUGUGUCAAUUACAGAAUCAAAUUAUUGCUAUACCAAGUUAUGGUGGAUUUUGUCAAAGAGAAGAACUCACUGACUCCUGUUGUCGCCCAUGGUCACUACCUAAUUAUGCUGCACUUUUGGCCAAUAAGACUUCUUGCUUUGAUUUAAAUACUACGGACGUUGUCAUCCUACAGAAUUUAUUGGUGAUGUGCUUCGAAUAUUAUCACGACUUAAAGUUAAGCAAUGAUUGCAGCGAGUUCAGCCCCUGUCAAGCUCCAAGCGAAUGUACUCACGGAAAUAUUGUUUAUAAUAUUUUACAUUUUUUGACCGAUUACAAUUUUAUUCGUUUGAAUGACACAACAGUAUUUAUGAAAUAUGCAAUGAUAUUUGUACCUGUAGCAUCUACAUCAAAAAUUCUACCAUUAUUUCAUGAAUGGGAAAAUACUGAUUUAAAAAAUGAACUUGUGCAAGUAGUAUCAAUGGACUUGGGACUUGAAAACGAACUAUUUAAUGAAUCGCUGCUGACAGACGUUUGGCUGGUUUCAUUAGGCGGUAUUUUCGUUAUGACAUGUAUUUGGUUGUAUACAACGUCAAUUUUCGUUACAUUGAUGGUUUGUGUAGCAGUGCUGUUUUCAUUGGGUUUGGCUUAUUUUGCCUACACUUUGGUCUUUAAAAUGUCAUUCUUUCCAUACAUGAACUUACUGGCUGUGGUGGUAAUCAUAGGUAUUGGCGCUGACAAUGCAUUUCUCUUUGUAAAAAUUUGGCAAUGUGUUCUAGCGGAACGCUUUACUAAAUCAGCAAAGUCAACAUCUUCCACUCACGCAACACUAAUUGUUGAGGGUGGAAGUGAGCACACAGAAACUCUGCAGAAUUUAAUGGCGUCCGCAUUUCAUCAUUCAGCAUUAUCAAUGUUUGUAUCUUCGCUAACCACUGCUACAGCUUUCUUUUCGUCGUAUACUAGUUCCAUAACAGCUAUUAAAUGCUUUGGUGUAUUUGCCGGAACGGUAGCGGUUACCAACUAUUUGCUUAUGAUAACUUGGCUGCCUGCUGUCGUCUGCAUAAUGGAACGUUUAUCUGCUUGUGCUAGCUGCAAUAGUAAACUACCUGUACAAAAGCUAUUGCUAAUGUUUAAUAAGUCAAUUACAAAGUUCUGUCAUCUAUAUGAGACAGUUAUAACGAAGGCUGUGAUGAAUUAUUCAAUAAUAUGGAUAUGCUUAUUUGGUGCGAUAGGAUUAUGCAGCACAGUUAUUGUAUUGUAUGCGCCUGGGUUGCAGUUGCCGGAUAGCGACCAUUUUCAAUUAUUCUCAAGCAGCCAUCCGUUCGAAAUAUAUAAUAGUAAAAUGAAAAAUGAGUUUUGGUUUGAGAAGUCGAUGUCGACUUAUGAAAAUUUUAAAUUACCAAUGCGCUUCGUUUGGGGUAUACAGCCAGUCGAUGAUGGCGACUACACUGAUCCCUUUUCACAUGGAAACUUAUAUUAUGACAAUAAUUUUAAUAUAUCCACAAAGGCUGCUCAAGUUUGGUUGCUAGAUUUCUGUAAAAAAAUAAGAAAACAGCCAUUUUACGAAAUUACCUUUGGUUUAUUAUUGCCGAAUUGCUUCAUUGAAAAUUUUAUAUCCCUAAUGGAUCGCAUGUGUAUAGAUGGUAUGGACAAUACGGAUCGCACACCUUGUUGUGACGUAUCAAAGUUUCCUUUUGAGCCACACGUCUUCGAUAUUUGCCUGCCACAAAGUAUGUCCUCACUAUACGCCACUCCGCGCGAAUACUACACUCCUGGUGUCGCGGGGCCGAGAUUCCUAGCCGACAAGCAAAGCAAUUCACUAUACACUCAUAAUGAAGUUUCAAAUAGUAAUAAUUCGCAACAUGUUACACUGGCACCACCACAAGUGAAAGCUUUGGUGCUUGAGUUUGAAUCGAAUGUCGCCUACACAACGGCCUACACUGAUGUCAAAAAAUUUGUACAAUCAGUGGAGCUGUGGCUUGCGAACGAGUUGCGGGAAGCACCGCCGGAAAUGCAGGGCGGUUGGUUUACCAGUGAACUUAAGUUCUUUGACACUCAAAGUACACUUAGUCACGAUACGUUAGUUGCGAUUUCAGUUGCUAUGAGUGCUUCGCUCUUGGUUUUACUUUUGGUUACUUUGAAUGUUUUAGUAUCGUUGUAUGCGGUGAUUACAGUUUUACUUACAAUUUUUACAACGGUGUCAAUACUAAUUUUACUUGGUUGGAAAUUAAAUGUGCUUGAAAGUAUAGCUGUGAGCACUGCCAUUGGAUUGGCAGUCGACUUCAGCUUACACUACGGUAUACAUUAUCGCAUGUCGCCGACGAAAGAGCGUCUGGCCGCUAGCCAAUUUACCUUAUCGCGGAUUGUGGGGCCAACGUCAAUGGCAGCAAUCACUACAGGUGCUGCUGGUGCUUUAAUGCUUGCGUCCAACGUACUGCCAUAUAUACAGAUUGGUUUAUUUUUGGUUAUUGUAAUGGCUGUCAGCUGGUUAUAUGGCACAUUUUUUCUUAUGAGCCUACUAAAAACGGCUGGUCCGCAAUACGGUUUCAUGCAAUUCAGUUACCCGUUAAUGAAUAAAGGAUCAUCAACUACUGGCAAUAAGUACUAUGAAAGAAAACAAAGUCAGGUAAUUGCGAGCGAACAGUUAUUAACCCCAUCAAGUUCCGCUGUCGGCGAACUUAUAAACUCAGAAACCCAUGAACUUGAGUCGCUCACAUCGAGUUCGUUAAUUAAAACUAUUUCUGGUACAGAAAGCUCUCAUCCACUGAGUGUUGAUUUCGAACAUUCAUUCAAUAAUAAACACGAUAUUAUCAGCGCCAAUUUUUCUACCGUCAACGAUCACAAGAGUCCGUCUAUUGAAAGUCCUGAGUUACAUGUUACAAACUAAGAUACCUAUGCAACUAUUUUUGGUAAACUGUAUACGAUCAUAUGCAUACAUAUUUACUAAUAUUAGUGUUUAUAUUAAAUAGAUCUUAUCAUUGUUAUGCAACUGAAAGCACAAAUUGCAUAUGUACUUACAUAUAAGUAAAUAUUUUUGGGUACUAAAGUAUAACAUAAUACAUAAUUGAUUGUUUACUAUCAAUUAUAUGCUAACUUGCAUAUUUGAAUCAGUACAGAUUCGUUAAAUAAUUGUAAGCCGUAUUAAAAAAUUCAAUAUGUAGACUAAAAAUUAAAGAUUACAUAUAAUCUCCAAACCUCCCACGAUGAAUGGCUCUAAACUCAAACACGAUUACGUGGUUUAUAUGUUCGGACACUCGUACUAGGCAACCCGAGUUAAAUUACCUAUAUUAUCUUGUAGUAUUAUUUAAGUAUUAAAUUGCAGAUUGCGUUGCAAACGUAUUACGUAAGCCCUAAUUAAGAAUACAAAUGCAUGUAGUUAGUCUUCCGUUAGCAAUCAUAACCAGAAAAAAUACAAUUUUAUUCUAUCGAGUUCCUUAUUAUUUACACAUCGUUUAGCAGUCGUUCAACAGAUUCAUACAAGCCCCAAUCACGAAGCAGUACGCUACAGAAUGUUUAAAAAUGAAUGAGAAAUCAAGAUUUUUAAACUUUGUUUUAUAUGAAAAUUAUUAAUAAAAAUACAUAACAGACAAGCAAUUUAUAUUUGCAUUCGACUGCUAUCCCAGCGUUCGAAGCGUAUACAUAUGUAUUUGUAUAUUAACUCUUUCCUUAUAAAAUUUAUAAUAUACUUUUAUACUCGUAACAGAUUGUCUGCCGAAGUGUAUGGGCAGCGUGUCCAAUACAUACACGAAAUCGUUAGGUUGACGUUUGGCAUAGUUGCUUUAUCAUUAAAAAUAAAUUUAGAUACAAGUACUUAGUUUUACAAAUUUUUAGUUCCUAAGAAAUUUUCUGUCGCGAUUUUAUUUAUAGUAAUUUGUUUCACUAAUUGAUGUACACAAUUUAAUUUUUAGUUUACAGUAAAUUGUAAUUGUAACAUGUAUAUGUAUAUUCAUCCAUGUUAAUGCAUAUAAUAUUAUAGAUACUUCAUGAAACGUAAUUUUAGGUGCAAAUGUGUGAGAAAUUAAAUGAUAUAACAUAUAUGAUAUAUAGUUCUUUAUAUGUUAGUUGGUAUAAGCGUUUUAUAUGUCCAAUGUGUGUAGCGUUAAUUAGGAAUAAUUUAAAAUAAAUCUAAUGUUGGAUUAAAUUAUUUCGUUAAUCCACAAUUAUACACUAUAA